Molecule: messenger RNA, 5505 nt
Organism: Dromaius novaehollandiae (emu)
Lineage: Eukaryota; Metazoa; Chordata; Aves; Casuariiformes; Dromaiidae
Gene: GABBR2
Product: gamma-aminobutyric acid type B receptor subunit 2
Exons: 19
Coding region: 379-3189 (936 amino acids)
Biological process (GO): G protein-coupled receptor signaling pathway; gamma-aminobutyric acid signaling pathway
Cellular component (GO): G protein-coupled receptor heterodimeric complex; membrane
Molecular function (GO): G protein-coupled GABA receptor activity
Source: RefSeq, a predicted model, not a curated record
CCCUCCGUCUUUCGGGGGCAGGGCAGCCGGGAGCCAGAGGCAGGUCCCGCUCUCUUGCUGUGCUGCUGGCAAGAGAGGAGAGUGGUGGGGAGCGUGUGUGGAGGGGUUAUUUAUUUAUUUAUUACUGCUGGUGGUUGCAGCUGGCAGACCUGGGAAGGAGCAGGCGCCAUUGCCAGAAGGAUUAUUGCCAGGGGAGGGGGGGGAGAGAGAAGACCCCCAGGCUCCCGGGCAGCAGGGAGAGGCGGCUCUGUGCCCCCCAGCUUGGCUCCUGCCGCCGGGGGAUGCUCCCAGAGUGAGAGGGGCUCGGCUGCCUCCCGCCGCUCUGCCCGUCCCCCCGCUACCACCCCUGCUCCUCCUCCUCCUCCCCCAUCCGGCAGCAUGCAUCCCUUUCGGCGGAGACCGGCCGCUGCCACCUCCAGCCCUGCCAUGCUGCUGCUGCUCCUGUGCCUGGGCUGGGCGCCGCCGGGCUGGGGCUGGCCGCGGGGAAGCGCUCGGGGGGCUGCCGGCCUGCCCCCCAACGCCACCACGCCGAUCUCCAUCAUGGGCUUGAUGCCGCUCAGCCCGUCCGAGGAGGACCAGAAGAGCAAGAUCGGUCGGGGGGUGCUGCCCGCCGUGCAGCUGGCCAUGGAUCAGAUCCGCAACGAGUCCCUGCUCAACCCUUAUUUCCUGGACCUGCGGCUCUACGACACGGAGUGUGACAAUGCAAAAGGACUCAAAGCCUUCUAUGAUGCAAUAAAAUAUGGACCUAACCAUCUGAUGGUUUUUGGUGGCGUAUGUGCAACAGUUACUUCUAUCAUUGCUGAAUCUCUAAAAGGAUGGAAUUUGGUUCAGCUUUCAUUUGCAGCAACCACCCCAGAGUUGGCAGAUAAGAAAAAAUAUCCUUAUUUCUUCCGGACAGUGCCAUCUGAUAAUGCAGUGAAUCCAGCAAUUUUGAAGUUACUCAAAUACUAUCAGUGGAAGAGAGUAGGAACUUUAACCCAGGAUGUACAAAGGUUCUCUGAGGUGAGGAAUGAUUUGACUGGCGUCCUGUAUGGUGAAGAUAUCGAAAUUUCUGAUACUGAGAGUUUCUCCAAUGAUCCUUGCACAAGUGUAAAGAAGCUUAAGGGUAAUGAUGUUCGGAUAAUCCUUGGCCAGUUUGAUGAGGAAAUGGCAGUGAAAGUUUUCUGCUGUGCUUAUGAUGAAGAAAUGUAUGGCAGCAAAUAUCAGUGGAUUAUUCCUGGAUGGUAUGAAAACCUCUGGUGGGAAUCCUGGAUUAAUUCAUCACAGUGUCUCAGCAAAAACAUUCUUGCUGCUAUGGAAGGUUAUAUUGGAGUGGAUUUUGAGCCUCUCAGUACAAAAGUAAUAAAGACCAUAUCAGGCAGGACUCCACAGCAGUAUGAAAAGGAAUAUAAUGCUAAGCGGGGAGAUGGGCAGUCCAGCAAAUUUCAUGGUUAUGCCUAUGAUGGAAUAUGGGUGAUUGCCAAGACCCUGCAGCGGGCAAUGAAGUAUCUUAAUGCUACCAACAAGCACCAAAAAAUUGAGGAUUUUAACUAUACAAACCACAAACUUGGCAAAAUUUUUCUGGAUGCUAUGAAUGAAACCAACUUCUUUGGAGUAACGGGUCAAGUUGUUUUCAGAAAUGGAGAGAGGAUGGGAACCAUCAAAUUUACACAGUUCCAAGAAAGAAAAGAAGUGAAGGUGGGAGAGUAUAAUGCCGUAGCUGACACACUGGAAAUAAUCAAUAACAGCAUCAGGUUCCAAGGACUUGAGCCUCCAAAGGACAAAACAAUUAUACAAGAAGAGCUACGCAAGAUCUCUCUUCCUCUCUACAGCAUCCUUUCAGCUCUCACUAUCCUAGGAAUGAUAAUGGCCGGUGCUUUCUUGUUCUUCAACAUCAAAAACAGAAAUCAGAAGCUAAUAAAGAUGUCCAGUCCCUACAUGAACAACCUUAUUAUCCUUGGAGGAAUGCUUUCUUAUGCAUCUAUUUUUCUUUUUGGCCUUGAUGGAUCCUUUGUCUCUGAAAAGACAUUUGAGACACUUUGUACAGUCCGAACAUGGAUUCUUACAGUGGGAUAUACAACAGCAUUUGGUGCAAUGUUUGCAAAAACAUGGAGAGUUCAUGCAAUUUUCAAAAAUGUAAAAAUGAAGAAAAAGAUCAUUAAAGACCAGAAGCUAUUGGUGAUAGUUGGAGGGAUGCUACUGAUUGAUCUUUGCAUCCUGAUUUGCUGGCAGGUUGUGGAUCCUUUGAGAAGGACAGUGGAAAAGUAUAACAUGGAGCCGGACCCUGCAGGCAGAGAUAUCUCCAUCCGUCCAAUCUUGGAACACUGUGAAAACACUCACAUGACAAUUUGGCUUGGAAUAGUCUACGCAUAUAAAGGGCUGCUCAUGUUAUUUGGGUGUUUCUUGGCAUGGGAGACACGAAAUGUCAGCAUUCCUGCUUUGAAUGACAGCAAAUACAUUGGAAUGAGUGUAUACAACGUGGGGAUAAUGUGCAUUAUCGGCGCCGCCGUUUCAUUCCUUACUCGGGACCAACCCAAUGUGCAGUUCUGCAUUGUUGCUUUAGUCAUAAUAUUCUGCAGUACCAUUACACUCUGCCUUGUGUUUGUACCUAAGCUCAUCACACUGAGAACAAAUCCAGAUGCAGCCACACAGAACAGACGAUUUCAGUUCACUCAAAAUCAAAAGAAGGAAGACUCAAAAACAUCAACCUCAGUCACCAGUGUCAAUCAGGCCAGUACAUCUCGACUAGAAGGACUGCAGUCAGAAAACCACCGCCUGAGAAUGAAAAUAACAGAGCUGGACAAAGACUUAGAAGAGGUCACAAUGCAGCUUCAGGACACUCCUGAGAAAACAACAUACAUUAAGCAGAACCACUAUCAGGACCUUAAUGACAUUCUCAGUAUACGGAACUUUACAGACAGCAAAGAUGGUGAGAAAGCAAUUUUGAAAAAUCAUCUUGAUCAAAAUCCACCAGCACAAUGGAGCACAACAGACUCUUCCAGAACAAGCAAAGAUCCUAUAGAAGAUAUCAACUCUCCAGAACACAUACAGCGUCGUCUGUCUUUGCAGCUGCCCAUUCUUCAUCAUGCCUAUUUGCCAUCCAUAGGAGGAGUUGAUGCUAGCUGUGCCAGUCCAUGCGUAAGCCCCAGUGCCAGUCCUCGGCACAGGCACGUGCCAUCAUCCUUUCGAGUAAUGGUUUCUGGGCUGUAGGAAAGGGAGAUCAGUGCUUCCUGAACUGCUUUUAAGUACUCAAUGACUGGACUCAAUAUCUGACAUAGAACUGCUACAAACAUAUAACAUUGGCUCUUAUCACAGAAGAACUACUGCUGAGGCCAUCAUCACAGGAGUACCAGUGUUACUCAUUGGGAAGGCGGAAGAGAGAGAUACACAAGAAUUCUGAUCUGUAGCCUUAUUCAUGAAGUCAUUAUUUCUUCACAUAGAAGUCACUGAAAAUGUUUCUUCCCAAAUUCCUACCGGCAACAAGGAGGCUGGGAAAUACAGAUCUUGCAAAAAAGACACUAGGAAAAAACAUUCAAAUGUCACUGAGCUUUAUGUGGCUGCUGAGAACAUGCAAUUCAAUACUGUAUCCAUAUAAGGAAAAUACAGUGGUUGAGCUAUAACAUAUUUAUUGAAAUAGAUGCACUUCAUUUCUACAAGAGUUGUAUUAAAUUGCUGGAAACAUUCUGCACUGGUUAGUCUUGCUUGUUUUCAUUUCAGUGAUGAUAUUCGGUAAGAAAGAAGGAUUUUGAAAAAUGAUUCCUCGGGUGUCAUUGAGACCCUGCAUUGCUGUGAGCAGGCUCACCUCUAACUAGCAACUAUACAUGAGACCGAAGCAAAAGCUGAAGCUAUAGCUCUGAGUUGUUACCAGCUAGAUAGCUGCUGGUUGGAAUUGGAGCACUUUACCAUUCUCCAAGGAUGAUGGCAGUGACUGCCAGAUUCCAGUGCUGACCAUCUGCAGCUUCAUUUUAACAAAUUUCUGCAUCUGUUUCAGAAUAAACACUACCAACAAUAAUAUACCAAGCUGGCUGGUAAAUCCUACAGCUGAUAACUCAAGAAGCUGAGGACAGAUGAGCAGUAAAGUCUUAAAGUCACAGCAUGGAUUAUUUUUCACAGUUUGUUUAAUUAUGUCACACAUAAUGACAAUAAAAUUAAUUCAGUGGUUUUGGGAAGUGGGAGGGGUUAGGCCACAGCACUUUGCAGCUGCAGACAAAGCCUGAAGAGCACACAGAUGUUAAUAUACACUGUGUUUGCUUUGUACCUGUGCAUGUAACAGUCAUAGUAAGUAAUCAGAGGGACAAAUCGAACUUACUCAUAGACUAUUUUAUUUGAACUGUGAAAAUACAUAACAAUUUUAUACUUUAGCUCUAUGCCCCAAACUCAAGUAAUUAGGAGGAAUGGCAGAGGUACGGCAUUUCAACCAGCUCUGAAGCCAGUCCAUCAGAAACGAGUGAGAUAUACAUGCAACUUCUUUUUCCAGGGGACUGGAAGUGUACCAUCUCACUGCCAGGGUUGUCUGCUAAUACUGUGGGGAAAAAAAUACCUGAAGCACCCAUGGGGCUCUCAAUUCUCUUUGAUCAAUGCCUGUGCAUCUCAGACCAAACCUUUGGAAUGAAGUUGCUACAAAGAUUUACAAAUUAGCAAUGACUGAAGCACAUGAAGAGGUUCAUUAGCUGAGGGACUUAUUUGCAGCUUUGACAAGCUAGCAUAAAUCUGCAUUAAAAAUAAAACACACUUCAUAGUGGCCAAAACCAGCAUGAAUAUAUAUCUGAAUCUUACAAUCAGGAGCAUCACAGAAUAUUUCACUUGGCACAUACAGUAAGAGAGGUUAUGGAAAUAUGUGUAGCUUUUAGAACAAAAACAUGUAAGUAUAGACACAAAUAAAAUAGAACUCAUUACUCUGUUUAAGCACUAAACACUGACAUUGUCACUCAAUGUGUAUUGACAGUAUUCUCUUGCUUUAUUAAUAUCAUCAGGGCUUCGUUUAUUUUAAAAGGAAUGUUAAUUUUUAAAAAGAGAAAAUAACAAUAUUGUAUAUAAUGUAUACACAACAUCUCUGUAGAAAUAUUAUUCCAACUUAGCAGGAAAAAAAUCUCAGAAGUAUCGGACCAUUGGAGGUGAGUGUGUGUGUGUGUGUGUGUGUGUGUGUCUGUAACUCUUCGUGAAUACUGGCUGUGUGAUGUUUAUUAGGUUUAAACCAUGCAGUACAUUCUUUGUCUUGAUGAUACUGUAGUUUCUCUCAUAACUUUUUUUUUACUUUACUGCAGAUGACAAGACCAACCAAGUGAAUAUAGCUAUUUAAUGUUUCUGUUCUUUUAUACUGCAGCAAAAAUGUACUGUAAAUUUAUGAAGAGGCUGUGCCCCAAUGGCAUUUUCCAAUGAUGUUAGUGCACAAAUGCUUUAAACUAGACUGGAACUGCCAGAAUAAAAUGUAAAUGAAGAAUUUCUUGUAGAACCUUAUACUGCAUGAUAUCAAUUUUUAAUAAACCAUUGCAAAUCUGUUUUUAUGAAUAAAAUAUAGAAAACAUA